This is a messenger RNA of Uncinocarpus reesii 1704, 1749 nucleotides long. RefSeq lists its product as uncharacterized. NCBI's taxonomy places the organism in Eukaryota, Fungi, Ascomycota, Eurotiomycetes, Onygenales, Onygenaceae. Gene Ontology annotation, cellular component: plasma membrane; secretory granule. The coding region runs from base 1 to 1749 and encodes 582 amino acids. The transcript has 4 exons. Gene Ontology annotation, molecular function: syntaxin binding. The record is from RefSeq and is a predicted model, not a curated record. Gene Ontology annotation, biological process: vesicle-mediated transport; intracellular protein transport.
AUGAUCGCCGAUUUCCGAAUCGUAAACAUCAACUACUUUCCAAGAGAGUCGCACCUUGUGCUUUUUCGCGACCCCUGGAGCUUUCCCACCCUUUACCACCCGGGCUGUAAUAACCUUGUGCGUGCGCAUCUUGGAGAUUUGGCUCAAAAGAUUGUUGCCGUUUGCGUCUCCCUUGGGGAAUAUCCUUUAAUUCGAUACUUUCGGCCCAAAGACCCAACUCAUGAAGCUAGCGUCUUGAGCUCUCACUUGGCACGUUUUGUACAGGACGAGCUUGACGCCUAUGCAGCGUCGCGGGAAGACUUUCCUCCUCCGUCCUCCAGGCCACGGGGCGUUCUCUAUGUAGUCGACAGAUCCCUAGAUCUUGUCGCCCCCUUAAUCCACGAAUUCACAUAUCAGGCCAUGGCUCACGAUCUUCUCCCUAUCAAGGAAGGGGAAAAGGUGACGUAUAACACUACCAUUAAUAGCGGAGAGCCGAAUCAGCAGACAAAAGACUUGGAGAUCUCUGAAAAUGAUAGCAUCUGGGUAGAAAGUCGCCAUUUGCACAUGAAAGAUCUCCUUGGAAACGAUUCCCCUGCAAACGUGAAUACACUUAAGGAUAUGUUAGCUGGACUAUCGAAAUUUCAAGAGGGAAAGAAUUCGUAUACGCUGCAUCUUAAUAUGGCGGAAGAGUGCAUGCGAUUGUUUCAGGAACGCAAUCUACCAGAGCUCGCUUCCGUUGAGCAGUCACUUGCCACCGGUUUAGAUGAAGAUUACAAAAAGCCCAAGAAUCUUGCUGACCAGGUUGUGCGACUCCUCGAUGACGAGCGCGUUCAACCGCAUGAUCGGCUAAGGCUAAUAAUACUUUACCUUUUAUAUCGAGGCGGGCUUCUCGCUGCCGAUAUCAAAAAGCUACUUGCUCAUUCGCAGCUUCCCCCCCAGGACGGCGAGGUCGUCUAUAAUUUCGACUUGUUAGGGGCACGAGUCGAGAAACCACUAAAGGAUACGAAGCAGCCGAGCCAACCACUGUUCGUUCGGAAGCCCCCCGUGCAAACAGAAGAUGACACGAGCUUGUCUAGAUAUGAACCUAACUUAAAAUUAAUGAUACAAGAGCAAAUACGGGGCGCAGUGGACACAUCAUUGUUUCCUUCUACUCGCCCUCAGAUGGAUGGUGGCGAUGGUAUGGGCCAAGAUGCGGUCUCCCAAGCAUCUCUUAGAAGCGCGAAGCCUACCUGGGCCAGGACACGUCCAUCAGCAACCGAACCUCGUCAGAGAAUAAUUGUUUUCAUGGCCGGUGGAGCGACCUAUUCCGAGGCGCGAUCCUGUUAUGAGCUAUCUCACGCUCACAACAAAGAUAUCUAUCUUGUUACAUCACAUAUGCUUACUCCAAGCUUGUUCUUACGCCAAAUCGGGGAUUUAAGCGUCGACAAACGACGACUUAAUCUACCCGCUGAGCAACCGAAACCACAAGCACCCCGACAUUUAUUCGAAAUGGAGCCCCCGCCAAAGUUGCCGUCGCAACAGCUGCGACCUCAGCCUCCGCCGCUGACAGCGUCAAAGUCGUUGGCACCUCCAACUGCUGGCCUUGCUUCUUUGACCAUGAGCUCCCAAGAAGAUCCGCGAAGAGUCAAGUCAUUCGGCGAAUCUGCACCAGCGCAACCACAUGGAAUGCUGUCGAAAAGCGAGCAAAAGCUCAGCAAGAAGGACAAGGACAAAGAUAAGAAAGAUAAAGACAAAAAGGAUAAGGAUAAGAAGAAGCGGUUCUUUAAAUAG